CGCAAGUCCAGUGACUAGAUAGACUUUAUACACUGGAUAGAAACACGGUAGGGAUUUGGAAAAAAGAUGUGCGCAAGUGUUGUAAUGUACUGCCUGGAAAAAUCGCCAACUUGUGUAUGUUGACAUAAUUUGAUGCGGGCAAUGUAGAAUGCUCUAUUUACAACUUGUACAAGGGGAACGAAUGAUCAUGGAAUUACUUACAUGUUUUCACGUCAACGAAUUUUGCAAAUAGGGCAAUAUCUUGGAGUUAAAACCAGUGUGGAUAUAUUUUUCAAGUAGUCUGUAGUCAUAUCGUUCUGAUACAACUGUCAUAUGUUCUAGUCAGUAAUCGCUCGAUCAAGAUGUUUCAAAUAUGAAUAAUAAAGACGAACGAGUUUGAGGGACAGGAAAUAUAGUUCAUCGAAGGGGAAUUCGAUAUUAGUUUGAAUUUCUUUCAUUUUGGAUGAUACCACUUUGGAGCAUAUUGGUGAACAUACUACAGCCGAAAUCAUGGGGGAGGUAAUGGCAGCCGACAAGGUGUCGUGGCCGCAGCUGUUCGACAUGAACCUCAACGCAACCUCGGCGAUAUACUCCCCGCACCAGUCCCGGCAAAUCCUCUCCAACAACGGCGUCUCGUUUUGGCCGGGGGAUAACACCACGAACUAUGCCACGACGAACGGUACUAUUACAGAAGCACAGUUGCGCAACGAAUUGAGUGUCCACCGAGCUGCUGCCACAACAAAUGGCUACCACCACAACAUGGGCGAGCAACAGCAAUCGAGCCUUGGGCUGACGGGCAACUGGCCCGAGAAAUAUAUAAAUGAGAAUUUACCAUUUGGCCACCCACAACAACAUCACCACUACAGGGAAGAAAGACAUAUCCCGGUUACAGCGACAACACAAACUAAACUCAUCACAUCACCGUACGGCAGCGUAGGGGACUUGGCCGACCAAUUCAGCGAUCUUUCCCUCAUCCCUGUUAACGACAGAAAACCCGGCAAGAGACCGCCCCCAACGUAUCUCUGUCAUCUAUGCUUCAACAAGGGUCAUUAUAUUAAAGACUGUCCAGAGGCAAGACCGAAGGGUGAAGGGUUAACCCCCUACCAAGGCAAAAAGAGGUGUUUUGGCGAGUACAAAUGUCCCAAGUGUAAACGCAAGUGGAUGAGUGGGAACAGUUGGGCCAACAUGGGUCAGGAAUGCAUCAAAUGUCACAUCAACGUUUAUCCACACAAGCAGCGCCCCCUAGAGAAACUAGACGGAUUGGACGUGUCCGCUUACGACCACCAGAAGGCCAAGCGCCCUCUCGAGAAACCAGAUGGACUGGACGUCUCGGACCAGAGCAAGGAACACCCCCAGCACCUGUGUGAGAAGUGUAAGUCGCUUGGUUACUACUGCCGACGAGUGCAGUGAGGUGGCUUCACGACUGACCGAUGCGAUCGAUGACCAUUUCAUCUCGUCCAAUCAAGAAGGAAAACAGCGUACUUCUGGAGAAAGAUUCAACCCUUGAUCUAAUAACAAGAGACACUGUCCCUUUUUCUUUUCUGUAAUCCUUGUGAUUUUGAAGUUUAAAAAAUAGACUUGGACAUAGUUGCUAAGUUUCUUUCAUUCCCUUUUCUCUUUUUGCUUUCCACACUUAAUAUCCUAUUUGAUUUUAAAUGACCUAAUGUUAAAGUACAUGCUUUCUUUUCAAUUAUGCAUACCAGCUUAAAUGCAAUUAUUCAUUUGUUUUGUUUUUUGUGUUCAGAUAUUUGUCUUUGUUUAUGCCCUGCACUGUCCAGACAUUUGCAAAAAAAAUAGUGACAACUGAAUGCCAAAGUGAUAGGGAUUUAAUACUAGUCUUUAAUAAUGCAGGUACCUUGAGUAUUAGGAGGGAACAGUAAGAAAGGCAUAUAUACUGGUAUGGACGUAAUCAUACUUUGAAUAUUAGAUUGGUAUACAUGUAGUUCUUGUGGAGUGGAGGAUGAAAUCUCUGGGAUUAUUUCAUUGACGUGAUGCAAAACAUCGCAACAGAUGAAGAGAAUCCAGGUGUUUCGUAAAGCUGUUCGUAGGUUAUGAACAACUUCUCGAAACUAACAUCUGGGUGUUACAACUUAUUUGAAUUGCCUUCUAUGAAUAGCCUGAUGGCUUUGCCCUACCCCCGUAGGGAAGGUGUCAGAGUUUACUUGGGCAUCUGCCAAAGGGGAAAUUUGACUGCAUUUCUUCCUUGAUUCAUUCAACGUAUACAUGUUUCUACUGGGAGCUACUCAGAGUCCGUACCGGCCGUGGGUCAGAUCAUCAAAUUUAGAACUUCGUAACAGCUCACCUGUCUAACCUGCAGAAUCUUCAAAUUCACACAGAUUGUUUUGAAGUCAUGAUCUAAAAUCAUGUUUUAUGCAGAUUCUAUGUUUAUAUUUUGCUCGGUUCAGUGCCUAUGUUGACAGGCUAAAUAAUGGCUGCACACAUGGCGCUAAAGUCGUGCUUCUUCCUCGGUUUACAGCAUAUAUGAGUCCACCAUGAAGAAUUAAUGAGCCCACUAUGUAUGUGAAUUGAUUCACAUUAAAGCCUGCAUUAAUUGUUUAACCCUUUCUUGUUAUACUUGCUGAUGUAAUUAAUGGAUGAAUCUGCAUAAAAUUUGUUUACAGAUCAUGGAGUCUAAACCAUGCACCUUUGUGUAUUCAGACCAAAUGUUGCUAACAUUUGUUGCACCAUAUCUUCAAGCUUAAACUGUACACUAAUCUUUAAUGGAAAUGGAGACUGCAGGUAUAUCUUUGUUAAUGCAAGCGAUGCGUCUGAUUUGGCGAGACACAGACAGUGGAGCACCAUCUGCAUAAACCAUCCUAGCUCUCUUUAGCAAUUGUUUUUUAUGAUCGAUGGUGCAGAUUUUUCAUCCAAAAACACAGCCACUAUAUAUUUGUCGAUAAAAUGAUUAAAAGUGAUUAAGGCAGAGGCAGUGGCUGCUCCAAAGAUACUGGUUGAAGUUUUGCAGCAUCAGACGUAACGCUUACCGCAAGCUUUACGUCUGUUGCUGCAAAGCCUUACGUAAUGUGUAAAAGCAGAGAUAAUAGUGUCUCCACAUCAGACUUGUAACCAUGAAUACAAUAGCUACAGUGUUCAUCUAUAUUAUAACCUUGCUCUUAACAUACCCUUGUCACAUAUUGGCAUCUCAUAAUACAUACUGUCACCUUUUAGAAAAAUGAACAAAAUUAAUCCAUAAACUUAGAAAUGAGAUCUAGUCUUAGCCUUUCUAUGUAUGUGGCUGACUGUUGUGUGAUUGUUAUUGAUGUAGAAUUUUUUUUGUCUUCAGAUCCUCAGCAUUUAUGAUUUAUUUCAAAUAUACAGAAAUAGUUAUAUUUGUUUUCAAAUAUAUCCAACCCCUAAAAACUGUCAAGUUGAAAGACUAAUGGGGUGUCCGGUGUUGCAAGAAACUUGCGAUCAAUUGCAAGCGUAUUUCGGUCCCUAAAUCAAUCAUAUGUCUUCGAUUAAUUUCAAAUUUGCUAGUGAUCGCUGUGCUGCUCUUUUCAAUACAGAGUGCAAUCUGAUUUGCUACAACUAAAACUGAUCUAUCAAUUGUAAACUUGCCAAAGAUUUGCAUUCGAUUGCAAAUAUUUUCUUGCAACACCCCCUAGCUCACAAUUCUAGCAUUUGCGGAUGGUAUGAUGAUCCUUGUUUCUCUCUCAUAAACAGAAGUUGUCUUCAGUACUUUUGCAAUGGCAUGUUCUCUGCCCCUCUUAUUUUGCUUUGUGCCAGUACUUAAUAGUUGAGUUACUACAGGAAUCUUACAAAUAAACUCUCUACUCUCAUUUCUUUUCAUUGGAUUACUAGAUAUAAUUAUAAACAAAAAAUCAAGUGAAUAAUUCACUCCUUCAAAGGGGUGAAUAAAAAAAUUCCUAGAUUAAGAGUGACCUUCACCUGUUGAGUGAAUUUCACCCUUAUUGAAGUUGGAUUUGUAUCGAAAUCAUAAUCAUGUUCACUCUAAAUUCACUCAUUUUUUUUAAAGAGAGUAUGUGUAUCAGUGAUGUUACAAAAUAUUUGUGUUUAGUUUCUAUUUGGUAUCAUCUAUUGCCCUUCAAACUGGCAGUUUGUUGAGGAUCUCACUUCAAAGGCACUGCUCCAGCUGGAUAUGAAAUUUGAAUUAUAAUACAUUUUGGUCAUCUGAUCAAAUGAUCGCAACUUCACAAUACUAUGAAGCAGGAAUAAAAGAAUGCUUCAGAAUAACGAGUGCCAGCUAUUUUAUUCUCCUACCCUAGAAUUCAAAUAAUCUGCUUUGUAUUAAAGUUCAUAUCUGAUUUCAAGAAAAAUAACGUAUUUGUUGUCACCCUCAGAUAUUUUUUUAGUCUUACAUGUAUUUAAUGUAUACUUAUGGUUUUCUUUCACAAAUGAAACAUUUUAACAUGUCACAAAUAUAUCAAACCAGAGAAACUACCAAUGAUUAUUUUACAUAGAAUGCCUUUUAUGAAGUCACAGCUGUAAUGAUACAAUAUUAUCUUGAUUUGUUUUCAGUAUUCUGUAUCAGUAUUGUUAUUCUUCCUAAUGUCGUACAAAACUUAAAAAAAAAACCAUCACUGAUGUGAAUUUGGCACUUAUUCAAUGAGCAUGCAUUUUCCCCAGUAACCUAUAUAUUUUUUGGUAGUGGAGUCCCGCUACAUAGAAAAACACCUAGGCCAUGUAAUAUGAAGCUUAGUAAUUGAUUGCAUGUUUGAUUUUCUUGAGUAAUUGUACAUUAUAGUCGAUGCAAUCAGUCAUAAAAAUUGUUCUUCAAUCAAUUUCUGAGCUUUGUUUUAAUGCCUCAGAGUUUAUUGUAACACAGUAUCCAGAUGAAUGUAAUAACUGCCAAAGAGGAUUAGAUAUGCCUCCUUCUUUUUUUUCUAUUCAAGCAUUAAAAAAAAAACCUGGCUGAAAAAUAAUGGAUCUUAUGUAUAUUUAGAUUAAAAAGAUUGUACAUGUUGGGUGUUCACUUUUAUGCAAAUUUUAUCAACAAGUUGUGGAUUUAUAUAUUUGUCAUACCUUAAAUGGGUUUUUUAUUGUUCAUGUUUAAAGCUUAUGAAAGCCUAGUAUGUUACCCACAAGUUGUAAAUAUAUAUAGUUUCUAACUAAAGAUGUGUACUAUUAAUAUCUUUGUUCAGUUUUGUAUAUUUGUUGGACAGAGAAAAAGCUGUUAAUGUAUAAGAAACGGAGCACAAAAUAAACAUUCUCUUUGCAGUGGAAUCCCUAAUCAUCAACCAAAUGCAAGAUAAAUUAAUACCGGUGGAGUGGUUGAGAAAAUGAUGCAUUUCAUAGCCAGUUGAGAUUGGUGCCUCAAUCUCUACAAAUUUGACAUGAAAAUACAGUUAAUCAUGCUUUCAGAGAAACUCGAUUGUAAAUGUUGUUGGUCAUGAUCGUUCAGUAUUAAAGAAAUAUCUGAAUUGUAAAAGGAAUCCAAUGAUUCUCUGAGCUAUCUCAUAAAUUAAUCAUGUAAUAGGAAAUGAAUUUUCUUCAGAUAAUUGCGAUCAUGAGACAUAUUUUUGCAUUAUUCCUUAUUACAAUUAUUUCUUGUUUCAAUUAUUCCAUAUUUAUUCACAUUAUAUAUGAGACUUUGCAAUGUGUGCUAAACUGAAAAGUGCAAGAAACUUUAAUGUAUAUGCAUUCUGAAUAGUUAUUUAUAACCAUAUUCAUUCUGAGUGUACUGGGAACAGUUCAAUAUUUAUCAUGAAAAGAGUUGGGCAAGCAAUAGAAAAUCUCUUCAGACUAUUUGCAGAAAGUAAUUUUCCAUCAACUAAUAUUUCUGAAAAGUAACAUGUCACUAUGAUCAUGCUUGUUCAAAUUCAGGGCAAUUAUGGAAAGUAUCAACUUUUUGUAAAACAAACCAUUGGUUAUAAAGUGAUUGUCAAGGUAUAUUGACAUCUUGGAUAAUCUCCAAGUAAAGAUUAACUUCUUGGAGUGGCUAUAUACAAUGAAAAUCGUUAAUACUUUAGAAAAAGUUGCCAUAAAAAUGUAUAUAUUUGCCAAUGCAAUUUAUUAUCUGGUGCUGUAUCUAAUCAAUAUAAAAAAAUUCUUGAGUAAGCUGUUGAAUUUUUUGCUCUGGUACUACAGUUAUUUUUUGUCUUGCCGCAGAUCUUUAAAUUGUACAGAUUCGGUGAUACACAUUAUGGCAGAUAAACAAACAUUUCUAGUUUUGAAAAGAAAAAAAAAUAGCUUGUUGAUUUGUGAACCAGCUAAGAGGGAGAAUAUGUUAAAUGUAUUUCAAGUCACUUACACUAUUGGAUAUAUCUGAAUGGUAUUUGCAUAUAUUUGCUCGAGAAAAACAAACAAACAAGGCAACAGAUUUUCUCAAUGUGUGAAGAUUCAGACAGUUUCUGGAAAUGUAAAAUAUGUUGUCUGUCUUAUUUAACUUUUGCUGCCUUUUGAUUAAUUUCCAAGAUGUGUAAAUAAUAUUGCCUUUGAGAUGAGAAGGAACAGACAUUUUGAAGGUCCAAGGUUGGGUGUCUCAAAAUCGUUCUUGUCAACCAGAGUUUCUUUUCAUAAUAGUCCAUCAUACAUCCAGUAUUAACAGAAGUUGGCUUUUAAACACUUCAUUGCCAGGCUAGCAAGAUGGCAGUAGGUUGUACAUGUGCAAGGAUAUCUAAUUCUGUGCGCCUGGCAUAAAGGCGUUAGCUCAAACGCAUGCUUCGCAAAAUGCACCCGAGAAUUAAUGCCCUUGUACAUUACUAACGGGAAUGGGAAUUUACAUAUAUAUAAAUCAGAACGUCCUUACAUCAGCCAGGAGACAUCAUGAUCAUAAAGCGUUGAUUGGUGCUGUUAAAUAAAUGAUACAUGUUCAUGAGAGCAUUAUGGAAUAUACACGGCUUAGUUUUAAGUCACAAUUCAUUUCCCUAUCACUCUGACUUAUACAUGUAUGUCACUCCAUUAAGUCAGGGGUGCUACUUUUCAGACUAAAUUCUGGAUUGAUACUUUUUGAAACAUAUUUUGGUCAUAGAAAGUGACAUUUUAAUGUUGGAAAAGAGUCAUUCUAGAUGGUUUUCAGACUUUUUAAUCAUUUGUUAGUGGUAUCCCUGAUUAGUAGAAUAAUUUUGUAGUGUAAAUUAUCAUCAAUACAUGAGCCAUGUUCAAUUUCAUUUAUUGGUAUUAAGCGCAUGUCUGCAUUGCUACAUACAGAUGAAUUUCAAUAUUGCUGGUUAGUAUCAUUGAGUUAGUUCCUUUCAGGUAUAUGUAGGUGUGAUCAUGUGAUGUUCCUAGACUUUAGAGAAUCAAAGUAACUAGUAUCUUUUCCCCCUCCUGUGCGCCCCACCCCCCCAAAAAAAUGAAAAAUAAAGUAAAUAAAUAAUGAAUAAAUGAAUAAAAUGAGUGACUAGAUAAUAAACAAAUACAGGAUAAAUGAAUACAAAAUGAAAUGGUAUAAAAAAGUAAAUAGUCGAAAAAUCAACCGAGCGGUUAGAAAUAACUAAAAAACUCAAACAUAUUGGAAGAUACAUAAAUACAAAUACAUUAUCCAAACAUCACAUUUACUACUUCUUUUUAAUUUCUUUAAAAUGAAGUGAAUGUCAGAAAAUUGAAAAUAGAGGUGUACACAUGGUUUUAAUGGUUCCUUAGUAAAGACAUCAUAAUAAAUGAAAGGGAAACAAAUAGGGAUCUGCAAAGAAGCAGCAUUGAAAGUCCAAAAUUUAUCCAAAUCGUUUGGGGGGGUAGUAGUGCAGUCAAUAAAAUCACUGAUUUGAAUACUCUGUAGGAUAUUGAGCAUCUCAUAUAAAUAGCAUUUGUAGCAUGGGGAGAGGCUAUUAAUGCCAAUGCAACCCAUUUUUUCAAAGGGUUUCAACACAUUCAGUGGAUUUAAUACUACUCCUCGGAACAUAGAGUGCUUUAACCCAUGUUUGGCCAAAUUUGGUGCCAGCCAAACCUCUGGAGAAUUCUUGGUACAGUAAUUCUCUUUGGUUGUAAUUACCUCACUCCAAUUUGAUCUGACUUCGAUUUCCUCUUAAGGGGGUUGUUUCUUUUUGGUUGGCAGUGUCAGUUGCCUUUCAAGUUACUGAUACUGUUUCUUGAAAUGUCACCUAAGGUUAAGAGUCAAUAGCAUUCAAGUAUUGUAGGCACAAGCCGUUGGAUUGUCGAAAACACACUAGAAGGGUCUGAAUUUUUAGCCUAAUUGAUGCUGAAGGAAACAAAGUGCUUUGUAGCCUUACAAAUAGCACAAUAAGUUAGAAUUUGCUUGAGACCCUUUUUCAAGACAUAAAUACAUGAACAUACAUUUUGGCAUUUGCCUUUCCGUAGGAAAAUGCUCAAAGUGCUUCGAUUGUUGAAAUGAAUCAAAAGGGGUCUGAUUUUUAAGCAUACGGGGGCCUGGAUGGAAGUUUGUACCAUAUGACCUGACAAUGUAGCGCAAUAAGUUAGAGCUUGUUCUAGACCCCAUUCCAAUACGUAUGUGUAUGUGCAUUGAAAUAGCGCCUUUCUAUAUUAAAAUGCUUGAAGUGCUUCUUAUAUAUAUGAAAUAUAGAAUAAAUCUCCUCUCCAAAUGCUUAUAACGCUCAUAGAGGAAAAUAAUCAGAGAGAAGAUUGAAUAGUUUUUAGUGUGUUUUUGAAUAAGUAUACAGAACACUACCUGUGAGCAAAUUGUCAUUAAGAGUCAGCUAGCAUACCAAUUUUGUAUUAGUUUUUAUUUUCUCAUUCAUUUUCCUGCUGUGUAUCUGAAGAAAAAAAGCCAACUUCUGCUGAAUAUUUUGAUGUUGCUGCACUAUUAAGAAAACAGAAAUCUAAUCUGCAUCCCUCCACAGAGAUGAAUAUCUUCUUUGUAUAAAAUGGAAAAAAAAUCACUGCUUUUCAGGAAGCCAGAUCUUUGUGUUUUCUACUUGCCUUCCCUAUUUCGUGAUCGGUGUGCUAUUUAUCAGAUGUGUAUAAUCUUCAGUAUUUUAAAAAGCCGAGAAAAGAGGAAAAUAUUUUGUCAUAUUUUCUAUUAUAGACGUGAUAUGUGUAUUUAGGUCAGUAACUUCAUAUGGAUUUUUUCUUUAUCUUUUUUUUCCUAUGGCAAAGAAUAAAAGAGUGUCAUUUUUAAGUUUGAUAUAUGUGUAUAAAUGGGUAGUUAGAUAAAUUAGAUGUUACAGUUUAUCGUUUAAAUGAAUAGAGAUAGUUGAUGUUCUUAUUUUUCAUGAUUUUUAAUAUAUCUUGUUUAUGGUACUAACUGUAUGUGAGUUAAUUGUGAAGAAAAGUUGUCAAUAUAUUUCAAUAUAUAUAUCUAAUGCUCUUUCUUUUGCACUUGAUAUUCAAAUUUGUAUUAUUUGUUAGAAUGUUCAUCUUAUAUUUUCUUUGGAAUAGCCAAUGUCAUUUUCUUGUAUAUCAAAUCUUCAUUUUAACUGUUGAUUCUUUCAUUUCCUUGUUGAAUGUAUUCAAAAUGGUGUAUUUCUUUUUGAGCCCUUUUGAUUAUGCAUAUUUGUACAAACAUAUUUAUGUACAUAACAUUGCAUUUACAUUGUGAACAUUUCUUAUUUUAGGCGUUCUCAUUUGCAUUUUAGACCUUACUUUUUCAUACAUCUCAUGAUUUCAUUUGAUUUUCAUUAGAGUAGGACAUUAUUUGUUCGUAAAUGAAUUCUGAUAUAAUUUUUGUUUUUGCAUUUUACAUGUCAAGAACCAGCUUUUCAUUGUUUCAUGUUCAGUUUUUCCCACCAUAAAAUUCCAAAGAAAUUGCCACUUACAUUUCAAGUGGAAAAAUGAUAUGAAAUAGAAGAAAACAAUAGUAUGUCCCAAUUCGGAAACUGAAAAGUUAAUUGAAAAAAAAAAACCUUUCUUAGUGAUAACACUUUAUAAGAAGAUGCAAGUGCCCCUCUUAGAAUUCUUUUAGAAAGGAUGAAAGUAAAAUUUUAAAAUGAUUAUUGUAACAAGUUGGUUUGAAAUGAUAAAAAAAUUGUUGCAGAGUAAUUUGAAGACUCAAAAUAACAGUAGAUAUUACUGUGUUAUUUUGAAUUGAUUGGAAAUUCGAGUACAAUCAUGACUCUUGCCAAUUUGUAAGCUAUACUAAUCUUGCCCAAACAGUAAGCAACUCAUAAAUCAGUAGCUUUUAGAAUUAUUAGAUGGCAGGUUUUCAGAAUCAGUAGGUAUGUAAUCAGUAGGCAAUGAUGUCAAUGAAUUAUUGCAAAACAAACAAAUUCUGUUUACAUUCACAGUAACACAGUUAUAUUCUGCUUUCAAUUAUUAACAUGCAGUCUUUCACUCAAAAUAAAUAAGAUAAAGAUUUGAUUUCAGGUGUAUUUGAAAGUAUUAUUACUUACAUCCCACCCUUUUAUGUCUAAUAAAUAAUCACAUAAUAAUAUGCUUAAAUGCUUCAGUUAGAUAAUGUAGAGAUUUGAUGUGUACUUGCAUUAUAAAUAGGUAGAUAUGCUCACUUGCCAAACUAACACCGUCAUUUUGUUCUUUAACCUUAAUCUCCCCUUUGUGUUUAAAACUGAGAUAGACAUUAUCGUAGAGUCAUUAAUUUUUCUUUAGCCAUAUCUGUGGGGUUUUUUUUAAAUAUAUACCCCUGGAUAUUUUUAAUGGGCCAAAAUCAAUCGAGACAACUCACAUGGUAUUUUGUAUUUCUUGCCCUUUUCCAAUUCUUAACCUCUGCCAGAUUCAAAGUGUAAUAAAUUUCCAACUUAUUGGAAUAAACUAAUAUUUUUGUGCCAAUUUUCAGUUUAUUCCAAUGCAAGGUUAUCUAUCUAUUCUAGCAAAUCCAGAGUAUUUGCAAAGUGAAUUUAGAUUUUUCUCAUGAUAAAAAGAUGGAAAGUGCACUAAUUGACUCCUUAUUAAAUGGUCUCCCAAAUUAAGAUAUUUGUUUAGAACAAUAAUAUGUAAGUUUUGACUCAUGUAAAACGAAUCACAUGGUUUUUGUUGACAAUGUAAUAUUACAUUCAAGUAAUGUUCUUCCUUGUGGUUUUUGUGCUUCCACACAAGUUUGUUCCAAAAAAAGAAAUUGCAGGUAACUGUUUAUAGAUAUGAUGGAUAUAUCAAUUAUGAAAAUAAUUCAAAGGUGUUCAAAGUCGUUUGUUGGAAAGAAGGUAUAAUAUAGAUUUGUUGAAAAUUGUUCUUUUUUUACCAGAAGUAUGAUGAAUAUAUUUACAACAUUCAUUUGCGGUGUUGAGAUACUUUUCAAGGCUUGAGGUGUUUUAUAUAUAUUUGGGUUUUUUAAGAUACCAUAGUUUUAUUGGAUGUUUCUUACAAAUUAAUAUUAUUUUAUUGAUAGUUGGCUAUAGGUCUAUAUAUAUACUCGUACAUUAAUGUUGUGCCAUUACUACAUUGAGUUCUUCAGAUUUUGUUUAGGAUUGAUGUUGGCAUAGCGAUCCUGGGUAGUUAUAAAUACAUUCACUAGAUUUCAAAAAUUAUAUUUUACUGGAGCCAAUUUGAGCACCCCCAACAGCCUUGCAAAAUGCAAAUAUCAUGAUCUAAAGUGUAGAAAAUAGGGCCACAUGCAAAAGUAAAAUAGAAGACACGUAAAAUCCUUCGCUUUUAUUUUUCUUUGAGUGGAAUAUGUUGGAACAUUAUGAUUUUAUUUCAUAUUUUUUCUCAUAAUUGUAGUUUAAAACAAAUCCAAAACUUAUAACUUGGUAGAAUGGUUGAAAUGCCUAGGUUAUGUUUGUCAAAAGUCUAUAAAAUAUACUUAAAGGCUACCUCUUUUGCAGAAGACGAUAAAACAAGUUAUACAAAGCAGGACUUGUAGCAUAUUUUUUCAUUUCAGAUUUCCUGUUUCAUUUUUGUCAUUAAAAAUUUAUCAGUACAUCAGUGGCUUCCAAAUUUUAAUAUGUGUAUUUGCAGAAAAAAGGAAAUAUAUGUCUUAACCUUGAUUCUAAACAAAAAAAAUAUACUUGUAAAUAUUGUGGGAAAGUAUGUACAUGAGUGUUCUCAGUUGUAUUUUAACCUGCCUUUUCUUGAAGAGAAAUUAAUGGAAGUCUGGCUUGGAAUAUGUACUUUGUUUAAAGAACCCCCGGCUGUAUAUUUAGAGUACCGUAGACAGAGAUGUUAAUAUUUGUUUGUUUCUUUUUGUUUUGAAUGUGUGGUUGCAUUCUUAACCAUACAAUAGUGUACAGUAGUUACAAGUAAGAUUAGCAGUUAUUAUUUUGGUCAUGAGUAAUAACAAAUUUAAAAAGCAGUAAAAUGUAGGUUAUUUUAUCAUAAAUCAGUUUGUAUUCACUAUCAAAGCGUACAAUUUAGGGGAUCGUCUCACCUUUCAAAAUACAAGGUUUUGAAUGUACAGUGUAUAUUUGAGUGAAAGACAGUUGAAUAUUAUGGGCACUGUCAGCAUUUGUUUAAUAUGACAAGAAUUAUACUGUCACUUGAAAAAGUCAAUGGGACAAUUUCAAUAUUUCUGUUAUUGCCAACAGAUCAGUAGGGGUGUUGGGUUUGAUUUUUCUUGCAAAAGAAAUGUUCUUCAUUUGGGGAUUUUGAAAUUUCUAGACUAUAUGCUCCAUACCAUAUGAGCAAUUCAUACCUUAGGUAAUACACUGCCGUGUUUAUAACAAUGUGUACAUUAAAUGAUGAAUUUGAUAGUGUAUUAUCAUUCU
Molecule: messenger RNA, 12452 nt
Organism: Lytechinus variegatus (green sea urchin)
Lineage: Eukaryota; Metazoa; Echinodermata; Echinoidea; Temnopleuroida; Toxopneustidae
Gene: zcchc24
Exons: 6
Coding region: 490-1389 (299 amino acids)
Molecular function (GO): zinc ion binding; nucleic acid binding
Source: RefSeq, a predicted model, not a curated record